This is a messenger RNA of Suillus subalutaceus, 745 nucleotides long. RefSeq lists its product as uncharacterized. NCBI's taxonomy places the organism in Eukaryota, Fungi, Basidiomycota, Agaricomycetes, Boletales, Suillaceae. The record is from RefSeq and is a predicted model, not a curated record. The transcript is spliced from 3 exons. The coding region runs from base 140 to 745 and encodes 201 amino acids.
CGUAAUCACACGCAGAAUCGCUUCAUAAUCGUCCACUCUGACUACCACUAAUAAUGUACUGUGACUCUGUUCCCACGGUACGCUGUUCAUGCAUUCAUAGUACUUUCUGUCUCCUAUUUACUGUUUUUUCCUCACCACCAUGGCAACCUCUGCUUCAUUUUAUGGAGUUGUUAGCCUUCAAAAUGGAAGCAGAUAUCAGAUUGACAAAAAGAAUUUUUGGCGAUACGACGGAUUCAUUGCCACUCCAGAAAUCGGAGAUAUUCGUGUAAAUGUGUUCACAUUUAAUGCCAACACUGCUUCGGCCGAAGACGGGAUCUAUCUAUUGGAUGCGCGGAUAACUAUCGGUCCUAUCAUUGACGAUGAAGGCAAAUCUGUGCAUUCCCUUCAUCUCUUUGCCAGUGACCCCCUUCCCAAUGGCGCUCCCGCCUUUUCGACAGUCAUCAUAGCAGGUAAAGUUUCGCGCAGUACCUUGUCAGUUAAGCAGGAAAAUGGAUUUGAUAUGGAUAUCUCACAAUAUGUUGCUGGCCCCCAACUGAACAUGCGAGUUCGCUGUUAUUAUCCUAAAGGACAUCCGCGUUUCACCAAAACUCCUUUGCCUGCCGCCACCGGUCCAUUGGCGUUGGUCUGGGACAUAUUCCCUGGCCCUCCUGACCCUGUAAUCGAUCCAGAAGACUGGGCUUGUGACGAUGUACUGGCAUUGUUAUUGAUUUCAGUGAUCAUAUGGAUGAAGGAUGAUCAAUUGUAG